UCAGCGGAGAGAGCGAUGAUGGGAUGAAGUUCGGUUGCAGUGUAACGUCAGAGAGGCCUGUAGCGUCCAUGGCGGGAGGGAUGAAUUUUUUUGGCGCUUUACUGAAGAAAGGUCGAUAUGUGUUAUUGGUUUCGGCGGCAUUUUUGCUUUUAGCUACACCAUUUUGCACGGCAGAAGGAAGCGAAAAAAUUACCUACAUUGACGAAGGGAAAAACCAGUUCUUCAAUGAACAGAAAACCUUUUGCUUUAAAAAUACUUUGUUACCUGGAUGGAGAGAGACUUGGACACGCAUUCAGAUCCGAGUGAAUAGUUCUGAUAAGUUUAAAAUUAAACAAGUAGACGAAAUGGAGCUGGAAGAUCCAGGGGUGUGGAGCUGGAUUAUGGAGUCGGCGACAUCAUUGCUGAAGGAGAAAGUGAAUGAAACCUACUUCAACGUUGAUUUGUUCAGCAACAAAACUUGCUUUAAGGUGGAACCAAGCAGCAAUACUGUGCCCUAUGAGAUCCUGUUGACACGCCGUUUCGAUCCACAGCUGAUCUUAAUCUUUGCUUUUGGGAUGCUGCUAUUUUUCUAUGCUGAAAGCUUAAGCAGGAGUCAACUUUUCUUCUAUACAUCAGGAAUGAGCCUUGGUGUAUUGGCUUCAGCCAUUAUUGUCAUCUUUCUCCUGUCUCGUUUUCUACCAAAGAAAAGUUCUCUCUACUUGUUAAUGGCAAGUGGUUGGUCUGUGUCCCUGUAUCUGAUCCAGGUGACCCUGAGGAAUUUGCAUUUUCUCCUGAAAGAGUACUGGCAGUAUGUUUUGGGCUAUGUGACAAUUUCUGGCUUCAUCAGCUUUGCCAUCUGUUACAAGUAUGGACCCCCUGAGGAGGAGAGAAGCAUCAAUCUGCUAAACUGGACCCUACAACUCUGUGGGCUGUUUCUAAUGUAUUCUGGGGUUCAAGUAAGACAGGUUGCCCUGGCCUUCAUCGUUGUGACUUUCUGCAUCAAGAACAUUGAAGUGCCUUUUAAGUGGUCGUACACUGUAUUCAAGGAAGUGUUCAAAUUAAGAGACAAGCCAGAGCCCCGAAGGCUUCUAACUGAGGAGGAAUUUCAAAGGCAAGGAGAAGUAGAAACUCAAAAAGCUUUGCAGGAACUGCAGAAAUAUUGCAGCAGCCCUGAGUUCAAUGCAUGGAAAGUAGUAUCCAGACUUUCAACACCUAAGAGAUUUGCUGACUUUGUUCAAGGGGAGUGUCACCUCAAUCCUAAUGAAAUUUAUGUUCAUGAACAACAGUACGGUCUAGGCAGCAUUCUUGAUAUGGAGGAUAACACUGACUUUGGUACUAACUUUUUAUGAAAAAGAAUAUUGACACUGGGACUUGGUGGAAAAUGUUCAUCAUUCUGAGCAAUCAAAGACAAGACCUCUUUCUGUGGAGAGGGAAACUGUUUACAAUGCUUCUUUUUUGACUCCAGACCUGGAUGAUCAAAAUAAAUAAGAAGACACGAACUAUUGCUUCAGUACACUUGGCGAUUACUUCAGUAUGGAUGUGAUCUUUAUCCAGAUUGGACCCAAAGUAUUGGAGACUGACAUUGUAUGUAUGUAGCUGUCAUGCACCCAUGGUGCAAAGGUCAUUUAUCAAACAGCUGCAGUAAGUGUUUUAUGUCCCUGAGUUCAGUCUCCCAUUGGAUAUUUGUGUUUUUCUAAUAAAUAAUUGAUCUGACUUGAUGCACUGCUUGGAAUUCAGGAAAGCCAGGAAACGCAUGACUACAUUUGGGAACAAUAGUUUCUAUAAAGUGCAAUUGGAAUGGAAAAAGUCGCAUUUAAGAUAUUCUGGCUCCUUUAAACAAAGGGAAAGAAAAAUAUUUGGAGAUGUUUCCAUGGCUUGGUUAACUUUUCACAAAACCAUUAUUUACCUUUUUUAUAAUUUUUUAAUCAAUUUGUUGACUAAAUUUGCUGUUUGUAGUUAUUUGGUUUUAAAAGUAAAUGAUUUACUGUUUUUCUAAUUAUUUUAAUGCUCUCUCCUUUGUACUUUGACAUUACAAUUGUGUGGCUGAAUAUGUAAGUAUUAACUAUAUUAACUGAGGAGUUGCAAAUUAAGUUAUGUCAUACCAAAGUCCAUGAGACUUUGGUAAUUUGCAUCUAUGCAAAGAACACCUUCUAUGAUCAAAACUUUGUUUUUCAAAUAGAAGUACAGUAUAAAUAAUAUUUUAUUUUGCCCUGUUUAGUGCAAUUUUAUCUUAUCAGGAGUUCUGUGCAUGAUGGUACACCAAUCUGUCUCAUAGAUGUAUUGUCCAUUCUUAUUGCUUCAAAACAAGGGAGCAUUAAUUAUCUGUACCAAAUUGCAUUAUCUGUUCUUGCCAAGCAGAUGGAAGAAUGAAAGAAUAGCUGAAACCAAAAAUAAAAUUAUUUUCUGUCCCAUUCUCUCUAAGUGUGUAUAUCAGAACCAUGGUCAUCUUUGCCUCAAUAGUUGACAUAUGUUUAUGUAACUUUUUAUGAUUAUUGGCAUCUUUUGCACUGUCGCUCCACCCUCUGCUUUGACUUCAAUGUAAUGGAAAUACAAACGUGAAUGGAAACUUAA
Molecule: messenger RNA, 2550 nt
Organism: Hypanus sabinus (Atlantic stingray)
Lineage: Eukaryota; Metazoa; Chordata; Chondrichthyes; Myliobatiformes; Dasyatidae
Gene: nemp1
Product: nuclear envelope integral membrane protein 1
Exons: 9
Coding region: 24-1328 (434 amino acids)
Cellular component (GO): nuclear envelope
Source: RefSeq, a predicted model, not a curated record